CGAGUCAGGAGAGCGACGCCGCUGCCAUAGUACCGUCGGAGUUUGUAAGCCUUUAGCGCUCCGUCACUGGCAAACGCUCUCGUUUUGUUUUUGUGGUUUUUUCUGAAAGAUAAAAUGACUGAUCCGGGAAUACGACAGAUCACGAUUAAGACCGGCAUCGUGAAACGGCUGAGGAAAGAAGAGGCCAUGUACAUAACAGAGGUGAAGGAGCAGGAGGAGAAGAUUGAGCGGCUGAAAGCACAGGCAGAAGACGUAUAUGUUAUCAAGAAGCAGAUUGAGGUGUUGCAGGAGUCCAAAAUGAUGAUCCCAGACACUCGCCGCCGUUUGGCCACGGCACAUGGGGACCUGGAGCAGACCCUGGAGUCGUACGAGAGUUUGGCCGAGACAGAGCAGUACAAAGAAGCCAGGCACAUAUUGGAGUCGCUGAAGCUUGACGCGGGAUGUUCUCCCUGAGAGGCGCCGCUCACACGUCCGUUCCUUUUCCGCACGCCCUGUUCGGCAGCCCAGAAGCAAACGCAGGCGUUCGAACCCUGUUGCGUGAUGUCGUUAUUGUUGCUGCACAAAUGAUAAAAGUGCCACUCCCAUGUUAACAUGCCUCCUCCCGUGUGUGUGUACAAUCUCACGAGCAUCCAAAUAAACACGGUCUUUAUUUCCUA
Messenger RNA from Lampris incognitus (smalleye Pacific opah), 656 nucleotides. RefSeq names its product tubulin cofactor a (gene tbca). NCBI's taxonomy places the organism in Eukaryota, Metazoa, Chordata, Actinopteri, Lampriformes, Lampridae. The record is from RefSeq and is a predicted model, not a curated record. Gene Ontology annotation, cellular component: microtubule cytoskeleton; cytosol. Gene Ontology annotation, biological process: post-chaperonin tubulin folding pathway; tubulin complex assembly. Bases 115 to 453 code for a protein of 112 amino acids. The transcript is spliced from 4 exons. Gene Ontology annotation, molecular function: beta-tubulin binding.